Meyerozyma guilliermondii ATCC 6260 is the source of this 1158-nucleotide messenger RNA. RefSeq lists its product as uncharacterized. The record is from RefSeq and is a predicted model, not a curated record. The coding region runs from base 1 to 1158 and encodes 385 amino acids. NCBI's taxonomy places the organism in Eukaryota, Fungi, Ascomycota, Pichiomycetes, Serinales, Debaryomycetaceae. The transcript has a single exon.
AUGGCAACGGCAGAAUUACUUCUGGCUAUCAAGGCGGGAAAUGGCUACAAGGGUUUCUCCGAGGAAUUCUACGACUCGCUGGUGCUUGGUGAGACCUAUGCCCAGCUCAAAAAGUAUGAAAGUGUCAAGUUUGAUCCAAUGGUGCAUUUGAAGUUUUAUUCAGAAGACCCCAUUCACAAGUUUAAUUUCAACAAUACCAGAAGAUUGACGAUGGAAGAGUUGGGUCUUACUAGCAAAAAGCAAAUCUCACAUAUUGGGGUUCUGGACCCGUUUCCUUUGUUCACUACGGAAGCUAUCGAAAUCAUGAAACAGGAAUUAUUGCAAAAAGACUUGUUUUUAAAAUAUGCCCGUUUGUCCUACAAUUCCACUUCGGGCACAGACUGUGUUGUUCGAGGCUACGCAGUCGACAAUGGAAUCGUUAACACACCAUUUAUCCAUGCGGCAUGGACUCAUCCCAAGACCAUGGAAUUGGUUUCUCUCAUGGCGGGAGUGGAAUUGGAAAUUGUUUUCGACUACGAAAUUGCCCAUACCAACAUUGCCAUGACAGAUGAAGAAACAGCUCUGAAGGAAAAGGAGUCUGCGCUUGCCAGAAGUGUUCCUCAAGACGUUGAAAAUAUUCCUGCUGUUGUUGGAUGGCAUCGUGAUAGCUACCCAUUUGUAUGUGUGUUGAUGAUGAGCGAUACCACCAAUAUGGUUGGUGGAGAAACUGCCUUGAGAAUGGGUGAUGUUACAGGCAACAAAUUUGCCGUGGUUCCUUCUCCACAGUCAGGACAUGCUUGUGUGUUGCAAGGUGGACUCAUUGAACAUAUUGCUCAAAAGCCUGCUGGAAUGACUGAGAGAAUUACCAUGGUUACUUCUUACCGUCCCAAAGAUCCUCUCAAGUACGACAGUUCUAACCUUAAAACUGUGAGACCAGAGAUCAAUUUUGGGUCGAUAUACAACACAUUUUACCCUCAAUGGGUAAAGUACCGGUGCCAAGUUGCAAUCAAAAGACUCGAAAAUGUCGUGGAAAAUAUGACUGAUGAAGCCGGUAACUUUGAUAAGGAUUCUGUUACCGAUUUGUUGUCUAACGUUGAAGAAUAUGUCAAAGACUCUUACGAGGAAAUGAAAGUGAGCCCUCUGGAAUGGGAAAAGCUUCGCAAAAAGGUUGGUAUGUGA